CCCCGUCCCCCAUGCUAUUUUCUUCAGCAGAGUUGAGCAGAGCUGCCAGGGGCUGAGGGAGAAAAGGACAAAACUCAGCCAUGUGGGCAGGGCUGGGGCUAGUUCUGGCUCUCUGUCUCCUCCGAGGAGGAGGAUCUGAGAUCCAGAACUGCGAGGAGCCGCCAGAAUGGCAUAUUGGGGAGGAGAACCCAAUGCUGAGCUCUAGAGGCUCAGUGACGGUGGUGGCUCUCCUCCAAGCUAGCUGAUACUUGUGCCUGCUGCAGGCUUCCAGAUUGGAGGACCUGCGAGUGAAGUUAGAGAAUGAAGGACUGGUCAAUAUCUCGUAUGUUGUUGUUAACCAUCAGGGAGCUUAUUCACAGAGAAAAUUUCACCUACUGAAAGAAAGUGUUUCAGAAUAUAUUACUGUCUACCAGCAAGAUGACCAGCAAGCUGAUGUCUGGACUACCCUAAAUGGAAACAAGGACGACUUUCUUAUCUACGACAGAUGCGGCCGUCUGGUGUAUCACCUGGGUCUGCCCUAUUCCUUCCUGUCUUUGCCAUAUGUAGAAGAAUCUAUUAAGAUUGCAUACUGUGAAAACAAGUGUGGAAACUGCUCUUACACGGAACCUGAUAUUGAUGGUGUAUGUGAAAACAUCACUAAAAGAGCUGAUGAAAAGCUAGAGGAGACAGAACUCAACCCAGCUGGUCACCAUUCACAUCACCACAACUUGCAUAGACAUAGGCACCACCACCGCAAUGGCAGUCGUCAUUCUGAAAAUGAGAACCAUCAGGCUCCUUCUGAAACUAAAAGAUACCAUCCUCACAGCAGUAGGCAUCAUAGGGUUUUUGGCCAUGGCAGACAUCAUCAUGCAGGUAGUCAUGAACAGACAGACACUGUUCCUCUAGGAGAAAGUAUGGAAGUUACACAAGAUAAAAAGCUAUGAAAAAAGGGGAAAACUAGCUGUAAAAAACAGUUAACAUGAAAUUGGCAGACAGCAUCAGAUGCAGCUUCUAGCACUUGAUGCUGUCAUUGUCGACACCUUUUGUUUGAAGAGCUAGGAAAUUCUGUCACUUGACAGUGUCGUGGAGCUCUUCCAAAUUCUUGCAGGUGACAUGGCCAGCUGUCAGCAGAGGACAUCACUGAAUCUUGACAGUGACGUCUGCUUGCUGAUGCCUGACAGUCGUCAGCAGCAAGAGGAAGUGAAGGUAGUGACACCUGACAGUGACAGGAAAAGGUGAGAAACUGAGCCUGAAAAACAAACUAAGCAGCUUAAAAAUGCAAGGGAGUCCUAUUAUCUAAAUUUAUAUGGUUGAAAGAGUGGAAAAAAAAAUCAACAGAUGAAGUGUUUCUGUUGCCUUCACUUAAAAACUAGACAGGUUCGUAGAGUCCAGGUGUUGCACAGAAGUAAGAUUUUAGAGCAGUGCUCUUAGAAUAAUGCAAUACCUGUCAAAUUCCAUCAGUGAAAAAGCUUUGUAACUUAAGAAUUUUAAUUGACCUGUAGUUUGUUUUUCAGUUGCACUGGGAAGGUGUCUUCAUUCUUGAUUAAUUUGUCUUAUUUGUUUGUCUUCUAACAUUCUGCUUGCAUUUGUGAGGACAGGAGCGUAAACUAUGACCUAGGGGCUUCUGUUUGAUGUUUUGCAAUCAAGAAUAGAAGAUAACCAAAAGAGAUAUUUUAAUCAUUUUUAUUAAGAAGAUGGAGUACAUGCAAAGUUGUUUCCCCCCCCCCCAUUUUUUCCUUUUUUCCCCGUUUUAUGUUUUCCCUUUUUUUUUCCCAUUAUUUUUUUCUUUCUUAACGUGGGGAUACAAAUUAUUUACAAGAAAAGCUUAUUCCUAAACAACAUGUCAAAAUAAUUUUUUAUCUCAAAUAUAAGAUACAAGCAGUAAUUGCUUUAUUUUAAGAGAUUUAUAUGCUGAACUUUUGUUACUGAGAUACAGCAUGGGAGUUCAUUAAUGCAUGUUACUGUAGCUUGUAAAAUCCCACUACAUCAGUAAGAUUGUGCCUAAAGUAAGAAAUCAGUGUUAACAACUUUAUACAGAAUCAGCAUCAAAAAGAGGGAGGAGCAGAAGAAAUUUAAUCUUGGUUUAUUGUUUGUCUUUGUUUAUAACAGUACUGAAUCUGAUAAAUCUGUAUUGAUUGGUAAGACAAUAUACCACUUAAACUUGCAUAACCUCUCUCUCUGUAGCUUAGCAUUCCUAACCUUUGAUUAACUGAGAUGAAAUGAAAAUACAGUUUGAAGGAUUCCUGGAUGAAGAAGGGAAUAUUCAGGAAAGGAAAACUGCUUUGACAGUGUACACCAUAAUUAAUGAUGGUUUUAUAGGAAAAUUACUACUCCUACGAAACCUGAAUCUUUUUAUUGUGAAUGCUGAUCAGCAAGAAAGUAGUCCUGAAUGUAUAUAGAAUGUGGUGACUUUGGAAUGUUUGACAAGAGCGUUUUCAAUAAAAUA
Indicator indicator is the source of this 2425-nucleotide messenger RNA. RefSeq names its product selenoprotein P (gene SELENOP). NCBI's taxonomy places the organism in Eukaryota, Metazoa, Chordata, Aves, Piciformes, Indicatoridae. The transcript has 5 exons. Gene Ontology annotation, cellular component: extracellular region. Gene Ontology annotation, biological process: selenium compound metabolic process. The record is from RefSeq and is a predicted model, not a curated record. Gene Ontology annotation, molecular function: selenium binding.